GUAGAGAGAGCGAUGAACGUCUGUCUGCUCCAGUCAAUGGUCAAUCCAACAUCGAGGCUGGAGGGAUGCAGCUGCUUUGCGCGCCACGGACUCGCACGCUGACCGGAACUCCUUUUUGAAUGAGUCUCGUCCGGUUCCAAGAGGGAUGUGAAGAUCACCGGAGAAGGACGGCAAGUUCUUUGGCUGCGCCUCGCUGACACGCAGUCCCUGGAGGUUCGUCAGAGCGUGGUCUCCCCCGUGAGGGAUGGGAACGUGCUCGUGCAAGAGAUGGACUCGUUGCAGCUUGGCUAAAGGUCACAGUCCUCUUAAGGUCAUGUCAUGGCCCGUGGCUCUCGGGCUAUUGACUCUCAUCUCCGCGAAUCAAAGGACGGCCGCCGGGCAGAUUACGAACAGCUUCCAGUCGGAGCAGAGGGACUGGCCGCUGAACCAUCUCACCGUGCACCAGUCCACUGGGGCGCUUUACGUGGGUGCCAUAAACAGGAUAUACAUGCUGUCCCCGAACCUCACACUUCUGGUAUCCCAUGACACGGGGCCCGAGUAUGACAACAGAGCGUGCUACCCUCCCCUGAUCGUGCAGCCCUGCUCGGAGCCCUUGGCCUCCACAGACAACAUAAACAAGCUGCUGCUCAUCGAGUACUCCCACAACCGCCUCCUGGCAUGUGGCAGCCUCUACCAGGGCGUCUGCAAGCUCAUGAGGCUGGACGACUUGUUCAUCCUCGGGGAGCCCACUCACAAAAAAGAACAUUACCUGUCCAGCGAUACCCUGACAGGGACAAUGUACGGGGUGGUGGUGCCCUCCCUGGGUCAAGACGCCACCCUGUACAUCGGGACUGCAGUCGGCGGCAAGCAGGACUACUUCCCAACUAUCUCCAGCCGCAAGUUGCCUCGUGACCCGGAAUCUUCUGCUAUGCUGGACUAUGAACUUCACACAGACUUUGUCUCGUCGCUCAUAAAAAUCCCAUCAGACACCCUGGCUCUUGUCCCGCACUUUGACAUCUACUACAUCUACGGCUUCGCUAGCGGCAACUUUGUCUACUUCAUGACCGUCCAGCCAGAGACACCGGAGCACGGGAUGCCGGCCGGGGGAUCCCCUGGUGAUCUCUUCUACACAUCCCGAAUCAUCCGCCUCUGCAAAGGUGACAAGAAGUUCCACUCCUACGUGUCACUUCCGGUGGGCUGCAUCCACCGAGGCGAGGAGUACCGUCUGCUGCAGGCCGCCUACCUGUCCAAGGCCGGCAGGGUUCUGGCAAAAGAGCUCAACAUCAGCGCCCAGGAUGACGUGCUUUAUGCGGUGUUCUCCAAAGGCCAGAAGCAGUAUCACGACCCUUCCGAUCACUCAGCCCUCUGUGUCUUCACCAUCCAAGACAUCAACAUGCGCAUCAAGGAGAGGCUGCAGUCCUGCUACCAAGGGGAAGGACACUUGGAGCUGCACUGGCUGCUGGGAAAGGAUGUGCAGUGCACCAAGGCGCCUGUCCCUAUUGACGAGCACUUCUGCGGCCUGGACAUCAACCAACCGCUGGGGGGUUCUCAGCUGGUGGCGGGCCGCACCAUCUACACGGAGAGCCGAGAUCGACUAACUUCGGUAAUUUCCUACAGCUACAACGGACACAGCGUGGUCUUCAUGGGCACUAAGAACGGGAGGCUGAAGAAGAUCCGAGUGGACGGCCCGCUGGAUGGGGGAGUGCUGUACGAGACGGUGACAGUGGUCAAAGAAAAAAGCCCCGUCCUCCGGGACAUGGCUUUCUCCCUGGACAAGAACUCGCUCUACGUCAUGUCCGACAAUCAGGUGGCCCAGGUCCCUGUGGAGGCCUGUGAGCAGCACGGUACAUGUGCCGAGUGUCUGAGCUUUGGGGACCCUCACUGUGGCUGGUGUGUCCUGUACAACAUGUGCUCCAGAAGGGAUUGCUGUCCGAGGGCGGAUGAAGCUUACCGUUUCGCAACUGGCAUCGACCGCUGUGUGAAGGUCAUCGCUCACCCCGAUAGCAUUGCUGUGUCAGCACACAGCGUCCCGCUUCUGCUGGAGGUGAACAACGUUCCAGAUCUUUCCGCCGGCAUCACCUGUUUGUUUGGGGACCAGGCCCAGGUGGAGGGCCACGUCAACGGGAACAGGGUCAUGUGUCUGUCUCCGGCCGGAAAGCAGGUCCCUCUAAUACCGGAAGGACAAGACUGGGCCGGCGUGGAGCUGCGACUGAACUCCGAGGAGACGGGUCGAAUGGUCGCCAGCACGGAGGUGAAGUUCUACAACUGCAGCACACAUCAAAUGUGUCUGUCCUGUGUCAACAGCACGUUCCGCUGCCACUGGUGUAAAUAUCGCAACACGUGCACCCAUGACCCGAGCAGCUGCUCCUUCCAGGAGGGCAGAGUCAAUGCCUCGGAGGACUGCCCUCAGCUACUCCACUCCGGGGAAAUUCUGGUUCCAGCGGGCGAAGUGCGCCCCAUCACCCUGAAGGCUCGAAAUCUCCCGCAGCCUCAGUCGGGCCAGCGGGGCUAUGAGUGCGUGGUGAACGUGCAGGGAGUCAUCCACCGCGUCACGGCGCUGCGCUUCAACAGCACCAGCGUGCAGUGCCAGAACAGCUCGUACACGUACGAGGGCGUGAGGAUCAGCGACCUGCCGGUGGAGCUCGCCAUCGUGUGGAACGGCAACUUUAUCAUCGACAAUCCAGAGAGGAUUCAAGUGCACCUGUACAAGUGCAGCGCCCAGCGAGACAGCUGCGGCAUGUGCCUUCGAGCGGAGAAGAGGUUCCAGUGUGGCUGGUGCAGCAGCGAGGGGCGCUGCACCAUGAAGCAGCACUGCCCCCCCAUCUCGCCGUACGCCAGUCGCUGGCUUGACCUCUCCGCCGCCAACGUCAAGUGCACCAACCCGCGCAUCACUGAGGUGAGCCCAGUUGCGGGGCCUCUGGAGGGCGGCACCCUGGUCACCAUCCAAGGCCUGAACCUGGGCCUGGCCUUCUCCGAGCUGGAGGGCAACGUGCAGGUGGCGGGAGUGCCCUGUCUUCCCCGGGAGGAGGGAUACGUCACCGCCCAACAGAUCGUCUGCGAGAUGACAGCCGGCUCUAGAGGAAGUACACCGGGCCCGGUCAAGCUUUGUGUGGGUGAAUGCAGACCAGAACUUCGCGCACAAUCCUCCCAGCUCUACUCCUUUGUGACUCCUUCCAUGCUGGCGCUAACCCCGGGCAGGGGGCCUGAGUCUGGGGGCACCAAGGUCACCAUUGUCGGGGAUAACCUGGACGCUGGUAGCUCCGUCAAUGUUUACUUUGGGAAUCAAACCUGUGAGCUGUACAGGAGGACGACUUCGGAGAUUGUUUGCUUCUCAGCUCCAUCUGUGACUGGAGCAGGACCGGUGCAAAUCAGUCUGAGGGUGGACUGGGCAAAGGUCCCCUGCAGUCUUUCCUUCGAGUACAUAGAAGACCCCACCGUCCUGCGCAUCGAGCCCCUUUGGAGCAUUACGAGCGGACACACCACGCUGACGGUGACCGGGACCAACCUGGACGUCGUUCAGGAGCCGCGAAUCCGAGUCAAAUACGGUGGCCACGAGUCUGUCAAUGUGUGCAAAGUCUUUAACACGACCACCAUUAGUUGCCUCGCCCCGUCUCUACAGACCGAGGACGACGGCGACCGGGAAAGCGUGAAGCGUGUGGACGAGUUCGGCUUCCUUUUCAACAACGUCCAAGCCCUGCUGACCUACGGCAACAGCAGCCUGGUCUACUACCCCAACCCCUACCUGGAGCCCCUCAGCCUCUCAGGCAUCCUGGAGCAGAAACCUGGCGCUCCCAUCAUCCUCAAGGGCCGUAACCUGGUACCGUCGGCGUCGGGCGGAGCCAGGCUAAACUACACGGUGCUGAUUGGCGACACGCCCUGCUUGCUCACGGUGUCCGACACACAGCUACUCUGCGAGCCGCCCAACCUCACCGGCCAGCACAAAGUCCUGGUCCAAGUGGGAGGACUGCACAUCUCUCCGGGAAACGUCCACAUCCGCUCCGACAGCCUCCUCACACUCCCGGCCAUCAUGAGCAUCACGGCCGGGGGAGGGCUGCUUCUGGUGGUGGUCGUCCUGGUCCUGCUGGCCUACCGGCGGAAGUCGCACGAGAACGACCUCACUCUGAAGCGCCUGCAGCUGCAGAUGGACAACCUGGAGUCCCGCGUGGCUUUGGAGUGCAAAGAGGCUUUUGCAGAGCUGCAGACGGAUAUCAAUGAGUUAACAAGCGACCUGGACCGCGCCGGCAUCCCCUACCUGGACUACCGCACUUACGCCAUGAGGGUUCUGUUUCCCGGUAUCGACGAUCACCCUGUGCUCAGAGAGUUGGAGGUGCCAGGUUACGGACAAGCGAGUGUGGAGAAAGCCUUGAAGCAGUUUGCACAGCUUCUGAACAACAAGGUGUUCCUGCUGACCUUCAUUCGCACGCUGGAGUCGCAGCGCUCCUUCUCCAUGCGGGACCGCGGCUACGUGGCCUCGCUCAUCAUGACGGCUCUGCAGGGGAGGCUGGAGUACGCCACGGACAUUCUCAAGCACCUGCUCUCAGACCUGAUUGAACGCAACCUGGAGAGCAAGAACCACCCCAAACUACUCCUACGAAGAACAGAGUCGGUGGCGGAGAAGAUGCUGACUAAUUGGUUUGCCUUCCUGCUCCACAAAUUUCUCAAGGAGAGCGCUGGCGAGCCCCUCUUCAUGCUGUUCUGUGCCAUCAAACAGCAAAUGGAGAAGGGACCCAUAGACGCCAUCACCGGCGAGGCGCGCUAUUCCCUCAGUGAGGACAAACUCAUCCGGCAGCAGACGGACUACAAGAUACUGACUCUGAGCUGCGUGAACCCCGACAACGAGAACAGUCCCGAGAUCACUGUCAAGGUGCUCAACUGCGACACCAUCAACCAGGUGAAGGAAAAGAUCCUGGACGCAGUCUACAAGAACAUGCCCUGCUCUCAGCGGCCCCGGGCUGCUGACAUGGACCUGGAGUGGCGGCAGGGCAGGACGGCUCGCGUGGUCCUUCAGGACGAAGACAUCACCACCAAGAUCGAGGGCGACUGGAAGAGGCUCAACACGCUGCUGCACUACCAGGUGACUGAUCGCUGUGUGGUGGCUUUGGUGCCCAAACAAAUGUCGUCCUUCAACAUUCCGUCCUCAGCCAGCUUCCCGAGAAGCAUCAGCAGAUACGGUGUGGACGUGCCCUUCCGCUCCACGCCCACCAGUCCCGACAGCCCCCACUCCCGUGUGCCCAUGCUGACCCCCGACCUGGAGAGUGGGGUAAAAGUUUGGCACUUGGUGAAAAACCACGAGCACGGCGACCAGAAGGAGGGCGAGCGAGGCAGCAAGAUGGUGUCAGAGAUUUACUUGACUCGGCUUCUGGCCACCAAGGGCACGCUGCAAAAAUUUGUGGACGACUUGUUUGAGACCCUGUUCAGCACCAUGUGCCGAGGCACCUCCCUGCCGCUAGCCAUCAAGUACAUGUUCGAUUUCCUGGACGAACAGGCCGACCGACACGACAUCCACGACACCGAUGUCCGCCAUACUUGGAAGAGCAACUGCCUUCCCCUACGCUUCUGGGUGAACGUGAUCAAGAACCCGCAGUUUGUGUUCGACAUCCACAAGAGCAGCAUCACGGACGCUUGCCUGUCCGUGGUGGCCCAGACCUUCAUGGACUCCUGCUCCACCUCAGAGCACCGCUUGGGCAAGGAUUCGCCCUCCACCAAGCUCCUCUACGCCAAGGACAUCCCGCAUUACAAAAGCUGGGUAGAAAGGUACUAUGCCGACAUCAGCCGCCUGCCCGCCAUCAGCGACCAGGACAUGAAUGCCUACCUGGCCGAGCAGGCACGCCUACACUCCAGUGAGUUCAAUGCGCUCAGCGCCCUCCACGAGAUCUACACCUACGUGGGCAAAUACAGCCAGGAGAUCACGGAGGCGCUGGAGCAGGACGAACAGGCCCAGAAGCAGAAACUGGCAUAUAAAGUGGAGCAGAUCAUCUCAGCCAUGUCUGCCGAGAGCUGAGACGCACGCGCCGACAUACAUGCACACACACACACACACACACACACACACACACACACACACACACACACACUCGCACACGCACACACAUUUUCUUGUAUUUCUGACCUUCUUGAGACCUCCGAAAAAUGCCUUCCUCUUUAGGACCACCCUUUCUAGAUAUAUUAAGAUUUGUAUUUACAACAUUAAUAAUAUAUACAUACUAUGCAAAUAUAAAAAAGCUUGUUAUGAAAAAUGAGUUGAAAUUUCAAUAAAAAAAGGUCACAAGAAAAAUGUAGAAUUUUGGUAGUAUUAUAAAAAAAAAGUCCUUUUACUCAACGCAAGUCAAAAUUUUACAAGAUAUACUACACAAACUGAACGUUUGUGCAGUAUUAUGAUAACAGUCGUAAUUUUACUUGAUAAAAGUCACAAUUUUAUAAGAAAACUUUACAACUUUUGCAAUAUUGUAAUAAUAAUCUGAAUUUCACUUUAAAAAAGUACACUAUUUUACAAGAACAACAACAAAUUGGCAAUAUUGUGAUAAAGUCAGAAUUCUAUAUGACAAAUGUCACCAUUUUGCAGUAAAAAGUAAUACUUUAACCUAAAAAAAAUGUAAUUUUACAAGAAAAUAAUGCUUUUUUACAGAAACAAAAAGAAUAUGAGAAUUUGUUCCCAGUUUUUAAGAAAAAUGUCGACCCACUAUAAAAAAAAAACAUUCUUUCUUAGUUAAUUUUUAUUUUUUGCAUUCGUUUGUUUGUAAUUGUUUUUUAAUCUUUAUUAUUUACUUCAAGUUAUUAGAGUAUGUCUUUAUAUGCAAAUUUAUUUUAUAAAUUUUGACCAAAGAGGGCGCAUUUCAAUUUCAUACACACAUUUGUUAUUAUAUAUGUUGGGCAAAGGGGGAGCACUUCAAUUUUUUACACACACUUGUUAUUUCAUAUGUUGACCAGAGGGGGACCACUUUAAAACCGACACACAGUCAAUUUGAAAAAUCACUCAUUUUGGGACCACCCUAAAUUUGAUAGAUUUCACCACCAGAGGUGCAAAUGAGAUCUCUAUUUUUUGUUUUUUUGUAAUGUGCUUAAGGCCGAUGACACGAGUCAUGGAACCCAGCUGUAGAAGCUAACUGUUAAUGGUCUUAGUACUGUUUGUCCAUCCUAUGGUCACAUAUGGGACGCGGGUUGUUUUACGUCAGCACUGGAAGUCGUAAAAUCAGCUGACGGGUUUUUUCGGGGAAUGAAUAGGGAAGUCCAUCUUUAGCUGAUGUUUUGUUUUAUCAUGUAUUGCUGUCAUUGCACCGGUCAAUGUUUACUUUUGUAUGCACAUUAAAUAAACAAAAAAAAAACCUGACUUUGGAACAAUGUUCACAGACUGUAGUAUUUUGCUCUCUAUUAGAGACAAUGGUUUUCCGUAUUGGGACCAUGAUUUCGGUCCUAACUUGUUCACCGGUCAUCAUAUGGAAGGUACGUUUCCCUGUUGAUGUCUCAAGAAGGGUAGAAAUACAAGAUCACAUGCAAACACACACACUCACACACACACACACACACACACACACACACACACACACACACACACACACUGUACACGCAGAUAGACAAUUUCAACAUAUGCCGGUGUGAGGAGGAGCAAGGGCCACAAGCACCAUGUUUAUGCCUGCACACAAACACGGAGGCUAAUGUAUGCAGAGACGCUGCACACGUGAUGGACCUAGUACAAACGACAACACCACGCACAUGAUCAUGUGCACACACAAAGACAACACGCACACAGCAGACCCACCCAAAGCAUGAUGUUUGUAUCCAAUGUCAGUGCUUGGCUACACACAACCAUCUCCUAAAAGUACACCGCCCCAGGUAGAACUAUCCAGCGAAUGUGAUCCAGGACUAAACGUGGCAACUCAACUCAAAGAAAGGUGCCGAUGUAGUGUCCGCAUAAUAAUAACAACUAUAAUAAUAAUAGCUAUUCUAUGUCUAAGACAAAGGUACUGGCUGGACAUGACGCAAACAUUUAAAGGGAAACUGCACUUUUUUUUGGAAUGUUACCUAUGUUUCACAAUUAUUAUGAGCAUGUAAAAGUCGGCUCGUUCUUGGUGGCUAGCAAUGCAGCUAAAUCACUUUAAAAAUGCAUUCAAAAGGCGUCAACAAUACCACAUUUGCCUUCUGUAACCUGUAUAAUAACCAAACUAAAGCGACAUUGUUAUUGUAAGAGUGAACACUGGGGAACUACUUUUUCUAGCAUAAUAACACAUCGACGUGCUAUAAGGUAUUAGCCGUAAAAGAUAGCUACGGCGAUAGAAAAUCUAGCGUGUGUCCUAGUAAGAAACAUGUUUUGAGUUUGUAAUGCACAACACAAUGUAAUAGGACACCAUGAGAAACAUGAACAAUCAUAUUACAGUAUCUGUAAAGUAUUAUUUCAUGUUUUGUUUGUACACAGCUAGCCAGAAAGCGUAUGUACUGUAGUUUUAAUAACACACAUGACGUGAUGUGUGUAUCAUCAUCAAUAUUAAGUGUGACUCACUUGAUGGACAGUUGUCUGUUUGGUCUGGCUGUGUCCGUUUUUCAGCUUUUACCCGUUUAUUAGGGUAAGCACUCCAUUUAUGUAGAAAUAGGAUGGCUUCAAAUUCAACCUUUUACAGCUUCGAGUCACUUUCUCCUCACUCUCUCGGCUUCCGUUCGCUCCAUCGUCUCACUCUUCCUUCGUGCUCGCUUCUAGAAGCAGUAGUUCAUCCUUUGUAUUUUCAGCUUCAAGAAGAUAAAAGUUGUGAAUCCUCAUUUGUCCGAAAAUUAUAGUUUUCCUUGUUUUUUUCCAAGUCUACCAUGAUUACAACACACACUCCCGUUUGUUUCCUUGAGUAGGAACACAUAUUUGUUGCCAGAAGUCGGAACUGCGCUGCUAUGGAAACAGAACUUACAAGGAAAUUAGUAGCGGCAAUGAUUAAAAUGACCAAAAUAGGGUAAAUAUCGAACAUAUUAGAUAUUAUUAUGAAGGUGUCUGUUCCUACAUUUUAUAUAUAUAUAUAUGUAUAUAUUUUUAUAUAUAUAUAUAUAUAUAUAUAUAUAUAUAUAUAUAUAUAUAUAUAUAUAUAUACACUUGCAGUGUAUAUUGUACAAUUGUACAUAUUACAUAUUGUUAUGAAGGUGUCUGUUACCAAAUUUUAUAUAUAUAUACGCCGUCCCUAUAUAUAUUGUACAUGUUACAUACUGUUAUGAAAGUGUCUGUUACUACGUUAUAUAUAUACUUGCAGUGGGUAUAUUGUACAUAUUACAUGUUGUUAUGAAGGUGUCUGUUACUACAUUACAAAUAUACUUGCAGUGUAUAUAUUGUACAUAUUGUUUUGAAGACAUCUGUUACUACAUUAUAUAUAUACUGUAUAUAAAAAGUUGAUGGAGGGUUUUUAAGUGGUUUUAGAGACUUUGAUGGCUACAACGAUGACUUCAUCUUUCAAGCGUUUAUCAUCUUUAAAGCCCCUACUCUUCUCUCUCAUACUGAAAUUCCCCCCCAAAAAAGUGCAGUUCCCCUUUAAGCGUUUAGCACGUAGAAAGUCCAUGCUAAACUGUUGUGUAUUUGAUCCAAUGUGCUAACUGAGGAUGCUCUCAACACGUUUCAUGUUUGCUCGGUUGUUGCCCGCCGGCCAAACAAACGGGUCCGUAAAAACCGCGGUGUGUGCAGAGAAAGAAAUGGUGCACCGUGGUACCCCAACUUAGGAGCUCUUAACUCGAAACACUUGUAUCUCAAAUAACCUGUCUCCAAGUGAAUACUUACUUUUAGACAGGAAAUAUUACAAUAAAUGUAGUACAGUACAAACUACAUAGUUUUAUGGAGUAUUGUAAUAAUAAUGUGGCAAUAAUAAUUAUGGCAAGAUGGCGGCGCCCGGACGGGCUGCGACACUGCGGUGCUCUUGCUAAAGAUGGAAACAUUUGGCGGAAAUGCCGGACAGUUCUGCAGACUUCAUGGCUGGCUCGCAUCGUGGUCACUCCGUGAUCACGUACGACCGCCAGACACUUCUGGAUAUGGACAUAUUGGGCCGUUUUGGACUGAUAGACGCGGGCGUGCUAAACAUGCUAACUAGCAUGGGGAUACGUCGGCGGCUACAUCCAGCGGCCUGUGAAGCAGGGGAGUCUAGUAGCAGCGGGGGCCGUCUACGGAGCAGACGCCAGCGGUGUGAUCGGAAACGCGGAUGUCGAGCGGGGCUAAAAACAAAGCAGAAGGCUAAUCCCCACAGAACACCACUUCCCUCCACCCUGAAGACGGAUUUAAAUAAAGGAUGCGAGACUACUGGUCUGGGUAAGGAGUCAGUUAAAUUAGAACAAGUUUUUUCUGCUUUGAGUGUUUCAGAGUUGGACAUGUGUUUUACUGAGGUGGCUAACUAUGAUGCGUGCAGUUUAUCAAAGCAACAAACAAACAAUCGGAAAAUCCCCGUUACUGAGGAGGCUAACCAUGAUGCGUGCAGUUUAUCAAAGCAACAAUCAAACAAUCGGAACAUUCCCGUCGUAUCAAUUCCUAGAUAUGGUCGUAAUUAUACUGAAUUUACUGGGCAUAAUAAACACAACAUUAUUAAUAUUGCUACUACGGAUAAUUUGAUCAAAAACUCCCUAAAACAGCCCACUACCUAUAAUAUAGGUUUUUUAAACAUAAGAUCAUUGUCUCCCAAAACGUUGUUAGUUAAUGAUAUCAUCAGAGACAACAAUCUUAACGUCAUCGGUCUCAGUGAAACCUGGCUUAAACCAAACGACUUUUUUGC
Molecule: messenger RNA, 10697 nt
Organism: Nerophis ophidion (straightnose pipefish)
Lineage: Eukaryota; Metazoa; Chordata; Actinopteri; Syngnathiformes; Syngnathidae
Product: plexin-A2-like
Exons: 32
Coding region: 245-5980 (1911 amino acids)
Biological process (GO): semaphorin-plexin signaling pathway involved in axon guidance; regulation of cell shape; negative regulation of cell adhesion
Cellular component (GO): semaphorin receptor complex
Molecular function (GO): protein binding; semaphorin receptor activity
Source: RefSeq, a predicted model, not a curated record